CACGUCGUCCGGCACAGACCGCUUCCGGUUCUUCCACUUCCGACGGACAGCCCGCGAUGCCCUGAAAUGUACCGGCCGUCAAUGGAAGAGUUUAAUGAUUAGCUCGUGGAAACGUCUUGGCGACAGCCGAUAGACAACAGCGACUAUAACAUUCGCAGUACCGAGAAAGUAGGAAGAAAAAUAAAAAUGCACAACUCGACUUACGCUUGCAUGGCCAGGACUAACGGGUCCAACCAACAGCCUUCGGAUCACGAGACCGGCGCCGACCGCCAAAACAACAGUCUGAUGUUCGCCAAGAUACAAUUGCCCAAGUUGGAAAACGACUUGCAAAACUACAACGUGAGGAUGGAUUCUAGAUCACACGCUGACCAAAAUAAAGACGGUUCGACGGACCAAACGAUCCGGAGGUACCGGACGGCGUUUACCAGAGAACAGUUGCUCAGGUUAGAAAAAGAGUUUUACAAAGAGAACUACGUGUCCAGACCUAGGCGAUGUGAGCUGGCUACCGAGUUGAACCUGCCCGAGUCCACGAUCAAAGUGUGGUUCCAAAACCGUCGGAUGAAGGACAAACGGCAGCGGAUCGCCAUGGCCUGGCCGUAUGCCGUAUACACGGACCCCACGUUCGCGGCCACCGUGCUGCAGGCGGCCGCGGCCAGCGCCCACGUUAACGGCACGCUGCCCGACAUAGCGGCCAUCGCCAACGCUUACCAGUACACAGCGGCUGCGGCGGCCGCGACGCCCGGUUACUUCCACGAGUACGCCAAGUUCCAGGCGCACGGCUACAAUCCGACGCCGUCGUCUUCGUCGUCCACGCCGUCGCCGCUGCACAUGCUGAAAAAGCCGUUCGUCCACCAUCACCACCAGAACCACGUUCACCAUCAAAAUCGUCACUUGCAGCAUCAACAUCAACAUCAACAGCACGCGGACGCGUCGACCGCCGCCGAGUCGCUGAACCGGUUGCACAACGGCCUGCAACAUUCGACCAACAACUUCAAACCGUCGUCGGACGCGCCGCCGGCAGACACCGAUUAUCAAGGCGGCACUAGCUGCAAGUGCGGCAUCGUCAACUGCGUGUUGACCAGCGUGGACACGGCGGCCAAUCGCGGCGCCUCGUCCAUCACACCGUCCCCGACACCCGAACACUUGCCACCGCCGCCCGUGUCGUUUUUCAUGACGUCCACGUCACCGGCGGCGGCCACAGCCACAGCAAAAAGCCCGGACGGCCAAUCCGACUGUUCAGCGGCCGUCCACGAACAAGUGUACCACAAAGAAUACACCAAGAACAAAUUAUUCCAGCCCUACAAGACCGACGUAGCCACCAAACUUAAUUAGUUUCUACAAGAUACCGCAAUACUUAUAGUAUUCGUUGGCAUGAUGUAGAUAACUUCUUACCACACCCUCAUCGACUCAAAACGACCUACAAAGAUAUAAAUAGAUGAUUAGCAUAAAGAUAUAAUUAAUGAAAAGGAUACUAGAUUUGCAUAGGCCUUUUUAUUAAUACGUCAAUGGAUUGCUAAUUGUUCCAAAAGUAUUUGAUAGUCAUUUAAUGGCGACUCAUAAGUCAUACCAAGCACUAAUUUGUGCUCAACACACAUAGCACGAAUCAUACCUAUGUAUACAUUAUUUAUUAUAUGUAUAAACAAUGAAUUAGUUAAAAAUUGUCUUUAUCGCUAAAAAUGAAUUUUUAACCCAAACGUAAACUAUAGCGAAUUUACGUGGUUUGCUAGCUAACAUAAUAUUAUACGCUUAGCAAUUUUUUAGUUAAUGAUCUAUGUCUGUGAUGAUCCCUUAAAAGCGAAUGCACAAAUGCUGCUAUCAUAUCAUACUCAAAUACCUUCCCUCUAGCACCAAAAAGAUAUGUUUUUUGGUCGCCAAACUGACCUAGACCACCUCUCUCGUUUUUUUUUCUAUCUUAGGACGACCGGUUAGUGGGGACCACAACCUAGCAUUGGUGGAGAUCAGAGCCCCCGGGUUUUGGAUACUAAACAUCUUAAAACUUUAAAUUAGCGCUUUUCAAAAUACCUACAUUUAUUUUUUAGCAAGAGACUUAUUAAAAUUAAAACAAAUUUUAAGUUUUUUUGAGAUCCCAAGCUUCCCCCCGAUCUUCGUCAAUGCCACCUAGUCGUUGUAUAUUAAUUUCUUACCUAAUUUCGCCUAUUUGAAGUCUUACAUAAAUCUUCCUCCUCCUUAACAUGAUUUGUUCCGUCACACUUAUUUUUCUCUAAUUGCUUAAACUCAAGCAGUUCAAUUAUCCGAUCCAUCCAUCAUUAGAUUCCUAUAUAAGUUAAACAACAUCUCAACUUUUGCCAUACCGUUUAAAGACAACAAUUGAUUUGAUUUAUGUGUAGACGGUUUGAUCCUUCUUUUUUACUAGUCGUGUGAUCAACAACACAAGUCAUGUACAUCCG
Molecule: messenger RNA, 2408 nt
Organism: Adelges cooleyi (spruce gall adelgid)
Lineage: Eukaryota; Metazoa; Arthropoda; Insecta; Hemiptera; Adelgidae
Product: segmentation protein even-skipped-like
Exons: 4
Coding region: 187-1332 (381 amino acids)
Biological process (GO): regulation of transcription by RNA polymerase II
Cellular component (GO): nucleus
Molecular function (GO): DNA-binding transcription factor activity, RNA polymerase II-specific; RNA polymerase II cis-regulatory region sequence-specific DNA binding
Source: RefSeq, a predicted model, not a curated record